AUGACGAGUGUCGACGAGCUCUUCAAGAAACCACUACCUACAGGGAGCUCCAAGCGCAAGUUUGAGCCCGUUCAGGACCCUAACGAGCUAUACAAAGCGGCGAAGUUGGACUCCAAUGGCGAUGUGAAGUCAAAGGGCAAGGGCGCUAUGGUGGAGGACGACUUUGACGAUGACGAUGGCGAAGCUGGACCCGAACUACCACCGGACUUUGAGGAAGACGUCCCCGAUGAUGAGGAGGGCCGCUUUUUCGGUGGUGGUAUGGAGCAAAAGACUGCCCAGGCCAUGCAGUACAUUGACCAAAAUGAAGAGGACGAAACCGCGCCCGAGAAAUUCGAUGCAGCCUGGGUCCGCCGAUUCGCCUUGAACUUUGAGAAGAAGAUAUCCAAGAAUGCCGAGCUCCGUGCGAAAUUCGAAAAUGACCCUGCAAAGUUCAUGGCCUCCGAGGCCGACCUCGACACCGAGAUCAAAGGACUAUCGAUUCUGUCCGAGAAUCCUGAGCUUUAUGAGGAAUUCGCCAAGAUGGGCUGUGUCGCCUCAUUGGUCUCAUUGCUCUCGCACGAAAAUGCGGAUAUUGCCAUCGACGUCAUCCAGGUUAUAAGUGAACUCACGGAUGAGGAUGUUGAGGCUGAACAGGAACAGUGGGAUAGCCUGGUCAAUGCUAUGAUGGAUGCCGACCUCAUCGAACUCUUGGCACAGAACCUCUCUCGCCUAGACGAAGGCGCAGAAACCGACAGGACUGGUGUUUACUACAUUCUAAGCGUUCUGGAAAACCUGUCUUCCCAGUCCGCACUCGCAGACAAGAUCGGAGAAGAUGCUGCCAUUUUGCCUUGGAUUCUAUCGCGCAUACGGCAGAAAGAAAAUCCGGUCUCCCAGAACAAGCAAUAUGCCGCGGAGAUUUUGGCAAUUCUUUUGCAAUCCUCCCCUAAGAACCGAGAGAAGUUUGUUGGUCUUGACGGCGUCGAUGCUCUCCUUCAGCUUCUCAGCCAAUACCGGAAACGGGACCCAGCUAAGGACUCCGAGGAGGAAGAAUAUGUGGAGAAUCUCUUUGACUCUCUGGCUUGCCUUGUCGAUGAUGACGCUGGUAAGGAGAAGUUCAUCGAGGCAGAGGGCAUUGAGCUUGCUCAAAUAAUGCUCCGAGAGAGCAAGUUCAGCAAGCCUCGAGCUCUUAAGAUUCUCGAUCACGCUCUUGGCGGUUCGGGUGGAGGCCCAGCGUGCGAGCGACUUGUCGAGGCGGCGGGUCUGAGGACGAUCUUUGGAAUGUUCAUGAAAAAGCAAGAGGGCCAGAACAUCGAGCAUCUGCUCGGUAUUUUUGCUUCUCUUCUCCGCCUUCUGCCCGGUGGUUCCGCUCCGCGUAUCCGAACACUCGCCAAGUUCAUGGAGAAGGAGUAUGAGAAGAUUGAGAAACUCAUCAAAUUAAGACGGGAGUAUGCUGCACGCGUAUCUCCCGUUGAGCAGGCAAUUGAAAAGGAACGCAAGGGUCUUUCACAAGAUGAUCAGGAAUUCAUGGCUGGCGAGUGGCUGUCACGCCGGUUCGAUGCAGGUCUGUUCUCUCUACAGACUAUUGAUGUUAUUCUGGCAUGGCUCAUCGCUGAAGAUGACGGGGCGAAGAAAAAGGUGGUUUCUCUACUGGCAGACCGGGAUGAGGACCUUUCCCUAGUUCGGAACACCCUGCAAGAACAAUUGGAAGGACUUGGGGGUGAGGAUCAGGGCCAAAAAGAUUUUAAGGAUAUGCUGAGCACAUUACUGCAAUUUGUUUGA
Messenger RNA from Penicillium brasilianum, 1758 nucleotides. Lineage: Eukaryota; Fungi; Ascomycota; Eurotiomycetes; Eurotiales; Aspergillaceae. The record is from the annotation of a GenBank genome assembly.